Molecule: messenger RNA, 961 nt
Organism: Lolium perenne
Lineage: Eukaryota; Viridiplantae; Streptophyta; Magnoliopsida; Poales; Poaceae
Product: RING-H2 finger protein ATL74-like
Biological process (GO): protein ubiquitination
Molecular function (GO): transferase activity
Source: RefSeq, a predicted model, not a curated record
AAAGGAAAGGGAGAAGAUGUCUCGAUUCCGAUGUACACACGACCAAAUCCCAGACAAAACCACUCUCUCUUGAUUUCUUCCUGAAAACACCACACACACACAUUACACCCAUCCACCAGGCAGAAGCUAGCUAGUUCAGCUUGUAGCCUUGUACGUACGUAACUUACGUGCACCAUGCGGCAGCUCAGAGAUGGCGGGGAGGCCACGCCGCUGGUCACCCCCGCUGCGGCGGCGGCUGCGGUGGGUGGAGGCGCCGGCGGUACCCUGACGUCGCCGAGCGCCGCGGGGAGCAACGCCAGCUUCGACGCCAAUAUGGUGAUCAUCCUGGCCGCGCUGCUCUGCGUCCUCAUCUGCGCGCUCGGCCUCAACUCCGUCAUCCGCUGCGUGCUCCACUGCGGCCGUCGCCUCGCACCGUCAACGGUGGCGAGGGCCACGACGGCCACGUCGUUACACGCUCAGCAGACAGGUCUGAAGAGGAAGGCCCUGAGGAAGAUACCCGUGGAGGUGUACGGCGGCGCCAGCGCCCUCACGGCCACGGCCACGGAGUGCGCCAUCUGCCUCGGCGAGUUUGCUGAUGGCGAGAAGGUGCGCGUGCUCCCGCGGUGCCACCACGGCUUCCACGUCCGCUGCAUCGACAUGUGGCUCGCCACGCACACCUCCUGCCCCAACUGCCGGGCCUCGCUCGCAGAGGACGGCGCCGCCGUCACCGCCGCUGGAGGGAGAUAGCGCCGGACCUGGCACGGGUUUGUCAUUUCCUGUAGAUAGAGGGACUAAAGUAAAACGUUACAUUGCUGCUUUGCUUCCUAAAAAGUAUUGUUGUCGUUUGGUGCGCUUUUUUGUUUUUGUAUGGUGGUACACGUAAAUUAGUUCCACAUUUUGCGAUGAUACAAGGGCCUUGAUGCAAAUUGUUUCUUGUGUCCUUGUCAUUUUGGGUAGCAGAAUAUGAGAUAUUUUGUCAUCA